Messenger RNA from Salpingoeca rosetta, 1401 nucleotides. RefSeq lists its product as uncharacterized. NCBI's taxonomy places the organism in Eukaryota, Choanoflagellata, Craspedida, Salpingoecidae. Gene Ontology annotation, biological process: proton transmembrane transport. The transcript is spliced from 14 exons. Gene Ontology annotation, molecular function: proton-transporting ATPase activity, rotational mechanism. The coding region runs from base 119 to 1240 and encodes 373 amino acids. The record is from RefSeq and is a predicted model, not a curated record. Gene Ontology annotation, cellular component: lysosomal membrane; vacuolar proton-transporting V-type ATPase, V1 domain.
GGUGGUACCAAGUACCUUUUUCUUUGAAAAGUUUCCUGCCCUCCAAACAAAAACAAGACAACCCAAAGAGCUCCUCCAUCAUCAUCCCCAAGGCCUUGCUCGUGAACAAGAAGCUACCAUGUCUGCGUUUGCGCUUGUUUCAGUGCCGGCUGGCCAACACACGCUGCAGGAGCUGCGCCAAACCUUGCCGCGAGGGUGCUCCGCGAGUGAACUCGGCAUCCCACUGAGCCGAGUUGGCACACUGGAUGAGCUGGUGGCGCUGUGCGACGAGCUUAUGAAACAUGACUCGUACAUGGAGACAGUUGCCAACAAGAUAGCCCAUGCACUCGGAGAGAUGCUUCAGGACAAAGCAAAGCUUCGUGAGGCCCUUCUUGCGGACUCGAAGCCAAUUGAUGCGUUCGUUGGGCAAUUUGACUGGGACUCACGGCGGUACAAUGCCAAGCAGCCGAUUCGUGACCUCGCACAAACCCUGACACAGCAAGUGACAGCGGUCGAGACAGAUCUGAAAGCACGGAUGCAGGCGUACUCCAAGGUCAAGGGUGCGUUGCAAGCCGUCGAGCGCAAGAACCAGGGCAGUUUGCUGAUUCGCAGCCUCAGUGACAUUGUCAAACCGGAGCAUGUAGUGCAGAAUUCGGAGUUCCUCACAACGCUGAUGGUCGUUGUUCCAAAGUAUGCGUACAACGAUUGGAAGUCAUCAUAUUCAACGUUGACGGACUACGUCUGCCCUGGCUCCACACAGCUCAUCCAUGAGGACAGCGAAUACGGCCUGUUCUCUGUGACGCUCUUCCGUCGCAUUGCUGACGACUUUCGGGCAGCCGCCAGAGAGAAAAAAUUCACGGUCAGGGACUUUGAGUUUGAUGAGGAGACGGUCGCCCAGCAGGAGGCGGAUACAACGCAUCUCGCCAACGAAUUCAAAGAGAAGCACGCUCGGUUGAUGGACUGGCUCCAGCUGUCGUUUGACCAGUGCUUUACAGCUUGGAUGCACCUCAAGGCGCUGCGGUUGUUUGUUGAGUCUGUGCUGCGGUACGGCUUGCCGCCCAAGUUUUCGUUCUAUGCGGUUUCGUUCAAGCCGGACGAGGAGAAGCGGAUGCGGACGGCGCUGCAGCGGCUCUACGGGCAUCUCGAUAAGGCCGGCGCAGAGGCCGGCGAGGUCGCUGAUGUGCCGGGCUUGUUCCAGGGCGAGUAUUUCCCGUAUGUCAGCUUCUCUGUCAGACUUGACCACUUUGUCAGUAAGAAGUAGACGGCAGUCCACGCCCUCAAUUGCCGGCCGUAGCAGCAGCAACCCCCGCUCUCGGGACCCCUAUCCAGUCGUAGGACAAGAACUCAGGCGUGCAACAAUUGCUUGUGUGUGUGUGUGUGUGUGUGUGUGUGUGUGUGUGUGUGUGUGUGUGUGUGUGUGUG